AUGAUCCCAUGGACCAAUCCUUUUCGAGAGGAAGACCUACAGACAUUUGAGUCCCUGGCAGAGAAUGGCGGGCCACAGCCCGGUGACGAAGUGUCCGAGUAUGAAGCCGUCGAAGUAGUUUCCGUGCAGCAGCAAGCCCUGGAGGCGCCGGCUAAGUCCAAGUCCAAAACAGGUGUGGGCCUCAUGCUGCUACUGUUGAUGGUGAGUGGCGUGGUUAGUGGCACAGUGUUGUUUACUGCAAAGACAGGAAAGAAUGCGCUGGAAGGAGAGCUCGAGCCUUUCCACCCUCCCCUAGAGCCCCACUGUGUACCAGAGGGGAAAAGUGCGGAGGAAAAGCAAGUCAAAAAGCAGGAAGCAUCUUAUGAAAAAGAGAAACCCGGCGAAGUUGCCGAAGUGCCCGAAAGUGCACAGCCACCGCCUGUGCAACAUGCAGCAGCAAAGCAGCCUUCGAUGGAGGAAAACCUCGAGAAAGCGCAAGAAAUUCUCCUAGUAGCAGAAACUGUUGCUGAACAGCUAGACUCAGUGGAGGCCCAGGAGCUUCUAGAUAGCGUGCAAGAACAAGUGCGCGAAGCCAACUCGCUGGGCGUCGAGCCACGUUUUGCAAAUGUCGUGGGGGACCAUCUUCAGGCGUCACUGAAGCAUCUCCGCCGCCUGCACAGCCUUGCCGUGCAGCGGGGAAAGCUCUUGAUGGAUGAAGAGGCAGAGGCGGAUGAUUUUCCUGAGUUGUGGGAGCCCCAGGCGGGGAUAGAUCUGUCGCCUUUUGAAAGGGAAAAGCACGAUCCUACAUCUCCAGUGCACCACAUGGUGAUCGCUUUCGAGUCAAUUGAGAAAAUGUCUUGUGGUCUGCUCGAGUGUUUUGGCAAUGUCAGCCAAGCCUUGCUGAACAGCAGGCCAUUCGGUGAUGAAAGAGAUAUCACGUUGGUGACGCAGACUGCAGAGGACCUCCAGUACCUCAGCCACAACAUCAAGUCACAGAGUGCCCUCAUCUACCUUGCUACAAGCAUAAAACACUGUAUUAGUGAGUACCUCAAGGUUAAAGAUUCAAAGAAGCUUGAGGAUUUGCUGCUGGCCUCAGAAAUCGAAAUGAUGCAACUACGGGUCCCCGUGAAAUUGGCUCUAAUCGCAUCUAAAUUGAAAUGGCACGUCCCGCCCGAAGAAGCAAAUCGAAUCAAGUCCGCGAAAGAGAAAAUUGCAGAGCUUGAUAGCGCCAUCACGGUGCUGCGCGAGUAUGCCCAUGAGGAGACCAACUCGUGGAUAGAUACAUCUCAGAUUGUCAGUAAAGCUCAGGAUCAUGCCGAAACGGUCGAAGCACUGAUAGGCGCUCUGAAGGAACAGACAAAGGAUAUUCUAGAUGGCCAAGAAAGCUUUAGUAAAGGUCCCGUUGCAAAGGAAGCCGAGAGGAUCCAACUUGCCUGCAUCUUAGAGAGCGAGAAAGUGCAAAAUCUCCUAGAAAAUGCAAGAUGGAAGGUCGAGAGGUGCUUUGACGGUAGCCACAACCUCCUAGUGAGCCGCACACACGAGCUUAACAUGGAAGUGUAUGAGCAACUGAUAUCGAAAAUACAGCAGGUCAAAAGCGAGGUUGAGAUUGAAAUGACCCAUUUUCAAAUUUCAUUUCGAAAUUCCCAAUAUGAGGAUGAUCCCAAAGCUGCUUUGGAUAACCUUAGGUUUCACGCAGAAACUCUGAUAAAGCUGGCGACUGCUAAGGGAAAGGCACGUCUAUUCCUGCUUCAGAGCACGAUAUUGGGGUUGUUUGAGGAGGAGAUAGGCCUGCUGCAAGCAUCAAGUGAUUACGCAAGGCUUUGCGAAUUCCGCAGUCUCACUGCUACGGAGCAGAUGACAAUCAGCGGAAAGGAAUACGACAAAGCAUAUAAGGCUGUCGCAGAAGCGACCACACUAGUAGAAGUGUCAAAAGGUUUGGUCAAUUUGUGCUCUGCUGUGACUUCAAUGCACCGCGUCAUCGCUGAGCACAGGAUGGGUCAGGAGCUUGAAGCGCUGAAGCGUUCGCCCUAA
Eimeria tenella is the source of this 2010-nucleotide messenger RNA. RefSeq lists its product as uncharacterized. The transcript has a single exon. Lineage: Eukaryota; Apicomplexa; Conoidasida; Eucoccidiorida; Eimeriidae. The record is from RefSeq and is a predicted model, not a curated record. Bases 1 to 2010 code for a protein of 669 amino acids.